This is a messenger RNA of Acomys russatus (golden spiny mouse), 1684 nucleotides long. RefSeq names its product cell division cycle 20 (gene Cdc20). Gene Ontology annotation, cellular component: anaphase-promoting complex. Gene Ontology annotation, molecular function: ubiquitin ligase activator activity; protein binding; anaphase-promoting complex binding. Gene Ontology annotation, biological process: positive regulation of ubiquitin protein ligase activity; anaphase-promoting complex-dependent catabolic process; positive regulation of anaphase-promoting complex-dependent catabolic process. The coding region runs from base 127 to 1626 and encodes 499 amino acids. The record is from RefSeq and is a predicted model, not a curated record. The transcript is spliced from 10 exons. NCBI's taxonomy places the organism in Eukaryota, Metazoa, Chordata, Mammalia, Rodentia, Muridae.
UUUGUGUUUCGGAGGGCCGAGGACGGGCCGCUGGCGGGCUGGUGCGAGCUGUGCCUGGCGGAGCCCAGGAGGCCGGCGCGGUCCCCAGUUUGGUAACCUCAGCCUCUCGCCCCCGUAGGCGCUGCCAUGGCGCAGUUCGUGUUCGAGAGCGACUUGCACUCUCUGCUUCAGCUGGACGCGCCCAUCCCCAAUGCACCCGUUGCGCGCUGGCAACGCAAAGCAAAGGAAGCCUCGGGCCCAGCCCCCUCGCCCAUGCGGGCCGCUAACAGAUCACACAGCGCCGGCCGGACUCCGGGCCGAACUCCUGGCAAAUCCUGUUCCAAGGUUCAGACCACCCCUAGCAAGCCUGGAGGUGACCGCUAUAUCCCCCACCGCAGUGCUUCCCAAAUGGAGGUGGCCAGCUUCCUCUUAAGCAAAGAGAACCAGCCGGAUGAUGGGGAGACGCCCACCAAAAAGGAACAUCAGAAGGCCUGGGCUCUGAAUCUGAACGGUUUUGAUGUGGAGGAAGCCAAGAUCCUCAGGCUCAGUGGAAAACCUCAGAAUGCCCCAGAAGGCUACCAGAACAGACUGAAAGUCCUCUACAGCCAGAAAGCCACGCCUGGCUCCAGCCGGAAAACGUGCAGAUACAUCCCUUCCCUGCCAGACAGAAUUCUCGAUGCCCCCGAAAUCCGAAAUGACUACUACCUGAACCUCGUGGACUGGAGCUCUGGAAAUGUGUUGGCUGUGGCACUGGACAACAGUGUGUACUUAUGGAAUGCUGGUUCCGGUGACAUUCUGCAGCUACUGCAAAUGGAGCAGCCUGGGGACUACAUAUCCUCUGUGGCCUGGAUCAAAGAGGGCAACUACCUAGCUGUGGGCACCAGUAACGCUGAGGUGCAGCUGUGGGAUGUGCAACAGCAGAAACGACUUCGAAACAUGACCAGUCACACUGCUCGAGUAAGCUCCCUAAGCUGGAACAGCUAUAUCCUGUCCAGUGGUUCACGCUCAGGACACAUCCACCACCAUGAUGUUCGGGUGGCAGAACACCAUGUGGCUACACUGAGUGGCCACAGCCAAGAAGUCUGUGGGCUGCGCUGGGCCCCAGAUGGACGACAUCUGGCAAGUGGCGGCAAUGACAAUGUGGUCAAUGUGUGGCCUAGUGGUCCUGGAGAAAGUGGCUGGGCUCCCCUGCAAACAUUCACUCAACAUCAAGGUGCUGUCAAGGCUGUAGCAUGGUGUCCCUGGCAGUCCAAUAUUCUGGCAACAGGAGGAGGUACGAGUGACCGACACAUUCGCAUUUGGAACGUCUGCUCUGGGGCUUGUCUGAGUGCUGUGGAUGCCCAUUCCCAGGUGUGUUCCAUCCUUUGGUCUCCCCACUAUAAGGAACUUAUCUCGGGUCAUGGCUUUGCCCAAAACCAGCUGGUUAUUUGGAAAUACCCAACCAUGGCCAAGGUGGCUGAGCUCAAAGGUCACACAGCCCGGGUCCUGAGUCUUACCAUGAGUCCAGAUGGGGCCACAGUGGCAUCAGCAGCAGCUGAUGAGACUCUACGGCUAUGGCGUUGCUUUGAGUUGGACCCUGCCUUGCGGCGGGAGCGGGAAAAAGCCAGUGCAGCUAAAAGUAGCCUUAUCCACCAGGGCAUCCGUUGAAAACAAACCCAUUACCCCUCUUCUUGGUUUUUUGUUUAUUUUUUUCUAAUAAAGUUGU